Messenger RNA from Colletotrichum scovillei, 1697 nucleotides. RefSeq names its product exosome component EXOSC1/CSL4. The transcript has 2 exons. Gene Ontology annotation, biological process: RNA processing. Lineage: Eukaryota; Fungi; Ascomycota; Sordariomycetes; Glomerellales; Glomerellaceae. Gene Ontology annotation, molecular function: RNA binding. Gene Ontology annotation, cellular component: nuclear exosome (RNase complex); cytoplasm. The coding region runs from base 251 to 886 and encodes 211 amino acids. The record is from RefSeq and is a predicted model, not a curated record.
AAAAAUCGGACUUUCGGGUUUCUGACAAGUGCAAUCUCAACCACCGAGCAAACGGAACGGACUUUGAUACUCCAGCCUCACAUACGGAGCCGAAGGGAAAUUCGCGACUGGGGUCAAAUCAUAUCAGACAUCUCACUUUCAGCAGUCACAUACACACGCAUACUCACUCAAGUGUGACAACAGGAACGAACAAGAGCUCCGACCACAGCUAGCUCUCACACGUCAUCAUCCACCUCAAGAUCUCAUCAUCAUGGCCGCGGUUGAGACUCCCCAGACCGCCGUGCCGGGCAAGGUUCUCGGCCCUAUCACGCGGUUCGCCGCCGGUCCAGGAACACAUGUCUACAACGGUAAUGUCGUCGCCUCCCUGCUCGGCGAUGUGACCGUCACAGCAUCGGCCAAGGCCCCGGCCGGCCUUACGAAGCGCCUCAACCGCAUCACACCGCUGUCGCCCGAGGAGCUGGCGACCAUCUCCGUGGCACGCAAGGGCGCCAACAAGAAGCGCGAGGUGCUUCCAGACGUGGGCAACAUGGUGCUCUGCCGCGUCGUGCGGUUGAUGCCGAAGCAGGCUAUUGUCACGAUCCAGCAGGUUGGCGACACGGUGCUGCAGACGGAGUGGCAGGGUGUCAUUCGCUCUCAAGACGUGAGAGCGACGGAGAAGGACAAAGUCAAGAUUUAUGAAAGCUUCAAGCCUGGUGACGUGGUGCGGGCACAGGUGAUUUCUCUAGGAGACCAGGCAAACUACUACCUCUCCACCGCUGCCAAUGAGCUGGGAGUCAUCAUGGCCACCAGCGAGGCUGGCAACGACAUGGUGCCGGUCAGCUGGAAGGAGUACAAGGACCCGGAGACCGGCAUCGGAGAGCCGCGCAAGGUAGCCAAGCCAAACUGAUUGGCGCGUUUUCUCAUCUACUUGCCUGCCUUUUCACGAUGUGCAGGUCAAGCUGUGGAGAGCUUUGCAGCUGGAUACGCUCAGACGCUUGAGGUUGCAGAGUAUUCUGCACCGCCUCGCGAACGAGGCUGAGGGCUGAUGGCUGUUCGUACCCCCUCCUCGCUCGGCAGGGAAGUGCUCUCACGGCGUUUCGAAACGAGAGGGCCAGCAUGACGACAUGACAGCGAGCUUUUUGAGCAGUUUCAGAGUUCUGGACCGAAUCCGAGGGCCGACUUGGCCGGUGCACCAGCGCAGCAAACCAAGAAUUACGGCCUUUUACUAUCCUUCCUGGUAGCGUCAGCAUCAGCAACAGCUGCCGUCAGCAGCAGUGCAUGAAUUGUUGACGAGAGAUGAAAGCAUGAGCUCCACUGCCAACCAACGAUGCAGUGGCCGUUUGGAAGGGUUGCAUGGUCGGCAGAGUGCCCUUUGUGUGCGGAUACACUGCAACGACUCAGCACGGGACAUGGCGAGGUCAAAGGACUGAUUGAUGGGCAGUCCGAUGUGGGAGCCUUGUUCAUGCAAGGGGACGAUCAAGAGUUGUCAAAAGGGAACGGAAAUUGGGCGCCAGAGACAAAGGACGAGCGAAGGGGGAGGAAUUGCCAGGAAAUGGUCGUCUACACUCUAUAGUCGUCAAUCAUGACACCUACAUGAUUAGGAUGUCACCAAAUUCCCAAGUGUAACCUGUCGUUCCGUUCUCGUUGGGGCAUGGACAUGAACGGACAUUCCGCAAUUGGCAUUAAUUUAAGCAAUCAGUCAAUUUGGACCAGGAGGA